CCUCCUGGCACUCCUCCCGGCUCUUCCCAGCUUCCCAGCCUCCCUUAAGAGGAUGAGCCGGUUUGGAGACUGUUGGCUGAUCUGCGGUUGCCGGUGACGAGUUGGAGCCAGGACCGUAGAGAAAAGAAGGAAGAGAGAGAAAAAGAGAAACAUCGAUGUGAGAGAGAAACAUCGAUUGGUUGCCUUCUAUACACACCCCAACCGGGGAUUGAACCCAUAACCGAGUACCAUAAUGGCAGAAACUGCAUCUCCACUGAAGCACUUUGUGCUGGCUAAGAAGGCAAUUACCGUAAUUUUUGACCAGUUACUGGAAUUUGUUACUGAAGGAUCAUAUUUUAUUGAAGCAACGUACAGGAAUUCAGAACUUGAUCGAGUAGCUACUGAGGAUGAUCUAGCAGAAAUGCAGAGGUAUAAAAACAAGCUUUCUGUUAUUGGUGAAGUGCUGUCUCGGAGACACAUGAAAGUGGCCUUUUUUGGCAGGACAAGCAGUGGAAAGAGCUCUGUUAUAAAUGCAAUGUUGUGGGAUAAAGUCCUACCCAGUGGGAUUGGCCAUACAACCAAUUGCUUACUGAGUGUUGAAGGAACUGAUGGAGAUAAAGCCUACCUUAUGACAGAAGGAUCAGAUGAAAAAAAAAGUGUGAAGACAGUUAAUCAGCUGGCCCAUGCCCUGCAUAUGGACAAAGACUUGAAAGCUGGCUCUCUCGUGCAUGUGUUUUGGCCAAAGGCAAAAUGUGCCCUCUUGAGAGAUGACCUGGUUUUAGUAGACAGUCCAGGCACAGAUGUCACUACAGAGCUGGAUAGCUGGAUUGAUAAGUUUUGCUUAGAUGCUGAUGUUUUUGUUUUGGUUGCCAACUCUGAAUCAACGUUAAUGAACACGGAAAAACAGUUUUUUCACAAGGUAAAUGAGCGACUUUCCAAGCCUAAUAUUUUCAUUCUGAAUAAUCGUUGGGACGCCUCUGCAUCAGAGCCAGAAUAUAUGGAAGAUGUACGCAGACAGCACACAGAAAGAUGCCUACAUUUUUUGGUGGAGGAACUCAAAGUUGUGGGUCCUUUAGAAGCACGGAAUCGUAUUUUUUUUGUUUCUGCAAAGGAGGUUCUCAAUGCUAGAAUGCACAAAGCACAGGGGAUGCCAGAAGGUGGUGGGGCACUUGCUGAAGGAUUUCGGGCAAGAUUACAAGAAUUUCAGAAUUUUGAACAAAUCUUUGAGGAGUGUAUCUCGCAGUCAGCAGUGAAAACAAAGUUUGAACAGCACACUAUCAGAGCUAAACAGAUACUAGAUACUGUGCAAGACAUAAUGGAUUCAAUAAACGUGGCAGCAGCAGAGAAAAGAGUUUAUUCAAUGGAAGAGAGGGAAGACCAAAUUGAUAGACUGGACUUUAUCCGAAACCAGAUGAACCUUUUAACACUGGAUGUUAAGAAGAAAAUCAGGGAGGUUACAGAGGAGGUGGCAAACAAGGUGUCAUGUGCAAUGACAGAUGAAAUUUGUCGACUCUCUGUUUUGGUUGAUGAAUUUUGUUCUGAGUUCCAUCCUACUCCAAGUGUAUUGAAAGUAUAUAAAAAUGAAUUAAAUAAGCAUAUAGAAGAUGGUAUGGGAAGAAAUUUGGCUGAUCGGUGCACCAGUGAAGUCAACACUUCAAUGCUUCAAUCGCAACAAGAAAUUAUUGAAAAUUUAAAGCCAUUGCUUCCAGCUGGUGUACAGAGUAAACUACAUACGUUGAUUCCUUGCAAGAAAUUUGAUCUUAGCUAUGACCUAAAUUGCCACAAGUUAUGUUCAGAUUUUCAAGAGGAUAUUGUAUUUCGUUUUUCCUUGGGCUGGUCUUCCCUUGUCCAUCGUUUCUUGGGCCCUACGAAUGCACAGAGGGUGCUUCUGGGAUUAUCUGAGCCCCUCUUUCAGCUCCCCAGAUCUUUAGCUUCUACUCCCACUGCUCCUAAUAAUCCAGCAACACCAGAUAAUGCAUCACAAGAAGAAUUAAUGGUUACCUUAAUAACAGGGUUAGCUUCUCUUACAUCCAGAACAUCUAUGGGCAUCAUUGUUGUUGGAGGAGUGGUUUGGAAAACUAUAGGCUGGAAACUCAUAUCUGUUUCAUUAAGUAUGUAUGGAGCUUUAUAUCUUUAUGAAAGGCUGACCUGGACCAACCGAGCCAAGGAAAGAGCUUUUAAGCAACAGUUUGUGAACUAUGCAACUGAAAAACUGCAGAUGAUUGUUAGCUUCACAAGUGCAAACUGUAGCCAUCAAGUACAACAGGAAAUGGCGACCACUUUUGCUCGCCUGUGCCAACAAGUUGACCUUACACAAAGGCAUCUGGAAGAAGAAAUUGCUAGAUUUUCCAAAGAGAUAGAGCAGUUGGAGGAAAUUCAAAACAAUUCAAAGCUCUUAAGAAAUAAAGCUGUUCGACUUAAAAAUGAGCUGGAGAAUUUUACUAAGCAGUUUCUACAUUCAAGCAAUGAAGAAGCAUCUUAACAAUAGAGAUUGCUUUGGUGAUCAUCAUAAGAGAAAAUGCAACUUGGAUGAUUUGGGACAGUUAUUUUUAUGAAAUUAUUUUAAAUAUGAAUUGUACCCAUUAUACCUAAAUAGCAAAUUCUUGUGUAGAUUCUGAUAAUGAUCUAUCUCAGGGUGUUUGCAUUUCUGAAGAGUGUUAUUAUGUUUCUUUAGUUUCACUUUUAGGUAAGGAACAGGCUAAAUUGUUUGAUGUGUUAAAAUGAUGAAUUAGUUAAAAGCAACAGAACCAAUUAUGUGACCCCUGAGGGGUGGGGCCUUCUCUUACUUAGGGCUCUCUUCGUUUUUGAUUCUGAAAAACUCUGCUUCCUGGCAUCCAGGAGUUAGAGAAUGCUCCCUUCAUCUUCUUUAUCAAAACUAAUUUUCAAUGUCACUUUAAUGGGAAUAGUCACUUUUUUGUUUUAUAUCUCCAUUGCUCCAACCACCAAAAAGGAGUGUAGGAUGUUCUUGAGUGUAUUAUCUUGCAAGUUACAGUCAUUUUUGCCAUUCUGCCAGGUAUGUAAAACACUAAUAAAUAACGCUCUUUUUUACUCCUUAUAUUCCCAUUAAAACUGAUGUAAAGCGUGUAAAGGUUUGUUGUUCUAAAUAGUCUCUUCUAAAAGUUUCUGGGUCAAACAUAGCUUGCUGAUGUUUCUAAAGAAUGUUUUCAGCUUCAGCUAUGACAGCAGCAAGGAAAGGUUUCUAUAUCGCCUUUGAAGUUUGAAGUAAUAAAAUAGCCAGAAACGGAGGUCUGAAUUUUGGGUGGUUAGAGUCAUGUACGAACCGUUCUACAGAAGGUGUUUGCUGAGGGUACUGCUGGAUUGUCCCCCAGGGUGGCUUCUAUUUAAUUGUAUGAAUUUGCCGGGGCAUGGUUGAAAAUUAGCACUGUAUUUUUUAGCUUAAUGAAGUAUUUAUGGAUUCAAGUAUUGUGCGUGUUUGUGUUAAAAACUUACUGAAACUGAUAUGGAAACAUUUAAAAAUGAUAUUCUAGGGCUUUGCUAUGCAAAAUGUAGCCUUGAGGACCACCAAAUCAGCAUCACCUGGACGCUUGUUAGAAAUGCGCACUCACAGAGGACACAGUGCAUUUGGCCAAAUACAUAUAUUCACGCUUUUCUGUGGGAGGGAUAUCUUUUCAGGCUGUUUUCUUCUUCUUUAAAGACUCACUACUUCCUUUUCUGUGCCUUUAAGGCUCCUGGAUGCCAUUCUGUCUUUUCACAGCAGGUGCAAAACUAUUUUUCAGGGUAUUUUAAGGAGAAUAUCAUUUAGGCCGUAGAAGCCUUUAAAAAAUAUUUUUAUGCCAAUCAGAUACUAGGAUGAAGUGUCAAAUCCAAAUAAAUAUUAACUAACAGCUUUUGUUGUUGCUUUAUAACCAAAAAUUGGUACCUGCCACCAACAUGUGUGAAUCGGGUAACAAUUGCAACAUGAAACAUUGAUGUCUAAGACUGUGUACUGCUAAUUUAGUUUACAAGUUCAAGUCCUUAACUUUAUACAUAGUACUUGAAUUUCUGAAACAGCAUAGUGGUUUGGUAUCACCUCAUUAGUGUACCACUGUGGUUCUCAAAGUUUGGUCCCUGGAUCAACAGCAUACUUGUCAACUUGUAAGAGAUGCACAUUCUUGGAUCCUACCCCAGACAUACUGAAUCAAACUCUAACUUUGGGGACCAGUGAUCUGCUGUUAACAAGCCCCCUGGUGAUCCCGAUGGCACACUAACAUUUGGGAACUCCUGGAUUUGUGGUUCUGGUAUGUAAGCUUGUAGUAAGUUUUCCAUCACCAGUUUGAAUGCAGUUCCACCUGAUCAAGUUUGAAAAUGUGUUGGAAAAAGGAGUGUUGGAAAUGGAACACUAAAAUAAUGAAACCCAACUUUUAUGCCUAGAACUAAAUGCACCUACAGCCAAGCCUGUGAAUUCUACAGAAAUCAUGUAAUUUACAGUUGAUGUAGUUCAGAGUUACUGUUCACUGUGUGUGUUUGCAGGAAUAUUUAUAAACUUUGUAUAACCUCCAACUUUUUACAAAAGUACAUUUUUUAUAAGUAUGCAAACUUCAAGGUAAAAAUAAAACUUGUUUGUCUGAUA
Phyllostomus discolor (pale spear-nosed bat) is the source of this 4549-nucleotide messenger RNA. RefSeq names its product mitofusin 1 (gene MFN1). Gene Ontology annotation, molecular function: GTPase activity; GTP binding. The record is from RefSeq and is a predicted model, not a curated record. Lineage: Eukaryota; Metazoa; Chordata; Mammalia; Chiroptera; Phyllostomidae. Gene Ontology annotation, biological process: mitochondrial fusion; mitochondrion localization. Gene Ontology annotation, cellular component: mitochondrial outer membrane. The transcript has 19 exons. Bases 233 to 2461 code for a protein of 742 amino acids.